Molecule: messenger RNA, 573 nt
Organism: Adineta ricciae
Lineage: Eukaryota; Metazoa; Rotifera; Eurotatoria; Adinetida; Adinetidae
Source: the annotation of a GenBank genome assembly
AUGACUUUGGAUCCAUUUUUUCGUCGUAUGACCAUGAUUGCUGGUGUAUUCGCAUUCAUGGGUGUUGUUCUUGGUGUUGUAUCAUUAGCUACUAAUUACUGGACAAUGGAAUAUGAAUUUCAACCAGGUAUGCCAAUGAUGAUGAACCACCAAAAUACCACAAUGCGCUGGAAUGGUUUAUUUUAUCGAUGUAUGUCAGGUGAAAAUCAAUGUGUGACAAUGUUCUGGCGUACAACUUUUAUCUUAUGUCUAUUGGGAAUGAUAUUUAUGUUUGUUGGUGGAAUCUUCUCAGUAUGGGAAAUGUUCCAAACCAGUGACCGACGAUUCUUUAUCCCAAUGUUAUAUUUCGUUGCUGUUGUUAUGAUGACAGCUGGUCUUUUUGAUUACGGUUCAUAUCAACGUAUGAAUUAUCAUUCAUCACGUUGCAUGGUUGCGGCUGUUGUCUUCGGUUAUGCGGCUUUACCUAUGUCAGCUUUCAUUGCUGGUCGAUAUUCUGCUUAUGACCGAUAUGUUAACAAUGGUCAUGUUAGCAAUGGACAAAAGUAUGUUCCUGCUGCAACAAAUGGAAAUUAA